UUUUGACAUUUACUGAUAAAUUGCUUGCUGCUUGUUAACAAAAUUAAUGAUAAUAGUUUUAAUAAAUUGUACCUAAUUCAUGAGAUGUGCUCCCAUUGCAAAACUAUUGUUCAUAAGUUCCUACAAGUACAAUAAUCAUAGAUCAAUAUCGAAAUGUUACGAAACUCUAUCAAACCACACGUUUUGAUACCAAAGUGUCACGAGCUCCAAAGAUGUGCAUAUUCCAGUAAGCUGGAUGCCAUAAGAGAGAAGCUGCGGGAAGGUCCAGGCUUGUCAGACUUUGUAUCUGAGGACAGGCCUAAGACCUGGGACGACUAUGAGGGCAAGUUGAAGAGGGAAAGAGGGGAGUCAGAGAGGCUGAGGCUGCCACCGUGGCUCAAGACCUCUAUACCUACAGGUUCAAAAUUCAGUGCACUAAAGAAACAAUUGCGCAGUCUCAAGCUCAGUACAGUGUGUGAGGAAGCUAGGUGCCCCAACAUUGGUGAAUGCUGGAGCGGGGGCAAGAAUGGCACCUCCACUGCUACUAUUAUGUUGAUGGGCGACACGUGCACGCGAGGGUGUAUGUUCUGUUCCGUGAAGACUUCCAGAGCACCUCCUCCGUUAGACCCUGACGAGCCUCGGAACACUGGCAAAGCUAUACAUGAGUGGGGAUUAGGGUAUAUUGUGCUCACAUCUGUUGAUAGAGAUGAUUUGCCUGACGGCGGUUCAUCACAUUUCGCUGAAACUGUUCGGGAAAUUAAGAGACAGAGUAAAGAAAUACUGGUGGAAUGUUUAGUACCGGACUUCCGUGGCAACCGCGAUUCUAUAGAAACCAUAGCCACGUGUGGCUUGGACGUGUUCGCGCACAACAUCGAGACCGUGGAACGACUUACGCCCUUCGUAAGGGACAAAAGGGCUGGAUACAGACAAACACUCAAAGUGUUGGCGACUGCGAAGGAGAUCAACCCAGACCUGAUCACCAAGUCCUCAAUCAUGCUGGGCUUAGGAGAAACCGACCAGCAGGUCCAACAGACUAUGAAAGAUCUAAGAUCUGUAGGCGUGGACUGCGUAACCCUGGGCCAGUACAUGCAACCUACCAAACGACAUUUGAAAGUGCACGAGUACGUAACUCCAGCCAAGUUCAAGCAAUGGGAGGACUACGGAAACCAGCUCGGCUUUCUGUACACCGCCAGCGGACCGCUAGUCAGGUCCUCAUACAGAGCGGGGGAGUUCUUCAUCGCCAGUCUGCUGAGGGACAGGAAGGCCAAGAGCUUAUGAUACGAGACGAAAGAAAAUGUUACUAAUACUCAUUAGAAAAUAUGUGAUCAUCGUCAUCAACCUAUAGUAGGCGUCUACGACUGGACAUAGGUCUCUUGCAGGAACUUCCACACGCCGCGGUCCGGGUUAAUCUCGUCAGCGGAAUCUUACGUCUAAGUAAAGUCAAAGUGCCCUCUAUAGAUCUCAACCUUAGAGCUGCGUGCCCGAAGUCGAACCACGGACCCCGGAGAUAGUAAACAUUAUAAAAAUUCGCGCUCGUGAACUGAAAAUUGAUUGAAAUUGAUUGGAAAUAAAUUUAAAGUAUCCCUGAAAUAAAUUUUUGUAUGUCAAAGUGCGAUUAGUUUAACAAUAAUAAAAUUAUUAUACACUUUAGUAAUGUACAGCUUUUAUAGAUUAGGCUAUUUGCUAGUAAAUGUAAAUAGUUUUAAAAAUCUUAUUUCUUAAUACACAAUAUUGUAAGUAAAAAGUAAGAAAAUAUUCUUUAUUGUACACCAAAGCAUAAAGAAAUAUGUAUAACAAAAUAGAUGUUUGUUCAGUAGGCAAUACAAUUAGUUUGUACAGUAAAAUUGUAUAUUUGUGUACAUAACAAAAUAAUAUAUAGAUUUCAUUAUAUAUUAUAUAGUUAUUUUAAAUUAUUUGUUAUAGUGUUUUAGCUACACUCAAGGAAAAUUAUUUACUAUGGUAAUAUUUAAAAAAGUAAACCAAUAGGUACUUGAAUAUUAUAAAUAGAGCAU
This is a messenger RNA of Maniola jurtina (meadow brown), 1991 nucleotides long. RefSeq names its product lipoyl synthase, mitochondrial (gene Las). The coding region runs from base 154 to 1257 and encodes 367 amino acids. Gene Ontology annotation, molecular function: lipoate synthase activity; 4 iron, 4 sulfur cluster binding. Lineage: Eukaryota; Metazoa; Arthropoda; Insecta; Lepidoptera; Nymphalidae. The transcript is spliced from 8 exons. Gene Ontology annotation, cellular component: mitochondrion. Gene Ontology annotation, biological process: lipoate biosynthetic process. The record is from RefSeq and is a predicted model, not a curated record.